Salvia miltiorrhiza (redroot sage) is the source of this 1773-nucleotide messenger RNA. Its product is annotated as protein IQ-DOMAIN 22-like. The record is from RefSeq and is a predicted model, not a curated record. Lineage: Eukaryota; Viridiplantae; Streptophyta; Magnoliopsida; Lamiales; Lamiaceae. The coding region runs from base 151 to 1518 and encodes 455 amino acids. The transcript is spliced from 4 exons. Gene Ontology annotation, molecular function: protein binding.
GAUUCCCAUAUAAUCCUACAGUUUAUAAAAACCCGUAACUUGUGAAAACAAUCUGAGUUGACUCCUCAUCUCAUCCUCAGCUAAGCUUAUUAAACUCCCCUCCAUUUUCGCUCUCUCCUCUUUCUCUCUCUUCUCCUUGUCUACUUUCACAUGGGCAAAGCCGCCAAAUGGUUCAGAGGCCUCCUCGGCCUCAAGACCACCGACGCCACCCGCACCCACUCUCAGAAACCGCCGCCCAGGAAGAUAUGGAGCUUCGCCAAGUCGUCCAACAAGGAACCCGAUCGCCACCACGACGUCGACGACGACGCUGAAGCCAGCAAGCAUGCCAUCGCCGUCGCCGCCGCCACCGCCGCCGUCGCCGAGGCCGCCGUCGCCGCUGCCCACGCUGCCGCUGCCGUGGUUCAGCUCACCAGCAGCGGGCGGAACAUCUCCGCCGCCGGUCAGCGUCACGGGGGCCGGGAGGAGUGGGCGGCCGUUGCGAUUCAGUCGCAUUUUCGUGCCUAUCUGUCGAGGAGAGCUUUACGGGCGCUCAAGGCCUUGGUCAAGCUUCAAGCACUAGUGAGGGGUCACCUUGUGAGGAGGCAAACUGCGUAUGCCAUGCGCCGGUUGCAGGCUCUCGUUCGAGCACAAGUGAGAGCUCGGGCUGGGCGGGCUUUGAUGUCGGACUCCCCACAUUCGAGCACCAAAUCCUCUCACUUCAAUUAUCCGGGGCCAGCAACACCUGAGAAAUUCGAGCAUGCUAUUCGGUCUAGGAGCAUGAAGCACGAGCAGACGAUGAUGCUAAAGAGGAAUAGUUCGAGAUCAAGCGGAACACCCCACCACCACGAUCCAGAGAAGCCCCACACCAGCCGCGUCUUGUUGAUGGACAAUGGAGCGAGUGGAAGGUUGUGGGAGCAAGGCGAUGACAAGAUUCUUGAAGUGGACACCGGUAACAUUCACGUCACUUCCAAACGUAGGAGCCUCUUCUACUCUUCCCAUCUCAGUCUAGGCUCCGAUCACAACUGUCCGAGCUACACCACAUCCAAGGACUCCACAGCAAUACGGAGCAUUUCAUCGGGCGAAGUUCAAUCCUUGAGCCCCUUGAAAUUUGCAGAGGACGCAGACGAGAGCGCCUUCUGCACUGCUGACAACAGUCCGGCAUUCUACUCAGCAUCAUCGAGGGGGGGUGGCAGCUCCAAGCGAGGCGCCUUCACCCCUACCAAGAGCGAUGGCACGAGAAGCUGUCUAAGCGGUUACUCCGAUCAUCCAAAUUACAUGGCUUACACAGAAUCAUCAAAAGCUAAAGUAAGAUCCCUCAGUGCUCCGAAACAGAGACCUCAUCACUACGAGAGAUCGAGCUCUACCAAGAGGUAUUCAGUUCACGCCUAUGGUGAUUCGAGGCCUACUCAGAGAGUGUCUACAUUACACGCCAACUUCACCAGCAAGGCUUACCCCGGAUCCGGCCGCCUAGAUAGGUCCGGGAUGCCCGUUAGAGGCGACUUUGAUGGUUUCGGUGGUGCUAACUGGCAGAGAUUUUGAGUUAACUUGGCUCAGGUUUCUUUGUAAUUUUUAACCCAAUUGCUAAUGUAGCCAACUAGAGACUACUCUAACCGUGGAUGGUUUCAUCGUGUCGUUUUCCGUGUUCACAAAUUAGGAUCAGAUGUAACAGUAAAAUGUCUUUGCAAAGAAACAACUUAGCAUUGGCAAGAAUUGAAGGUGUUUGAUGCAUUUCUUAUUUGUAAAGUAUGAUAUUUAUGACUUUGGAGUCUGCAUGAAACACAUUUGUUAUUAGUA